UCUUGACGUCACUGCAUCCCGGAGCCAGACGAGGCGCAGCCAUUUUACUCCGCGAAAUAAACUUCAGCCUCGUAUUGAGAAGGCAGGAAAAGAAAAAUCUGCUCCAGCCCGAUGGACAUGUCCUGAUCCACGGCUCGGAUGGGUUCUGCUUUCGAGUCGACAGAGUUCGGCUGCCUUGCUUAAAGGGCCGGAGACCCAGACCGCUCUCUCUCGCUCUCCCCGGCCGCCCCCCUCCUGAGGCAGGAUGGAGCCCUGGGUGUCCCGGCAGAAGCUCGCAGCAGAGGGGGAUUGUGGGAUAUCCAGCCUGCUGGUGCCGAGCCCACAGAGCGAGGCGGUGACCCACGAGAUGGAGGAGCUGUCGCUGCAGCCCACGCAGAACCUGCCGCCGCUCAACGAGCGCAAGAACGUCCUGCAGCUGCGGCUGCAGCAGCGGCGGACCCGGGAGCAGCUGGUGGACCAGGGCAUCAUGCCGCCUCUGAAGAGUCCAGCAGCGUUCCACGGCCAGAUCCGCAGCCUGGAGCGAGCCAGGACGGAGAACUUCCUGAAGCAUAAGAUCCGCAGCCGGCCGGAGCGCGCCGAGUUGGUCCGGAUGCACAUCCUGCAAGAGACGGGGGCGGAGCCGUCGCUGCAGGCGACCCAGAUGAAGCUGAAGCGGGCGCGGCUGGCCGACAACCUGAACGAGAAGAUCGCCCAGCGGCCCGGCCCCAUGGAGCUGGUGGAGAAGAACAUCCUGCCGGUGGCGUCCAGCCUCAAGGAGGCCAUCAUAGUGGGCCAGGUCAAUUACCCCAAGGUUCUGGAGGAGGACGGUUGCUACGACGCCGUGUCUCCGGAGCAACCGGCCAGCCAGGAGUCUCAGGGCUCCGCCCCCUCACCUGGAGAGAGCAGAGUCCCAGAAACCCCGCCCCCAUGCCCGGCGCCUGCAGUACUGCCUGCCAUCGCCAUGCUGCAGCCUCUUCCAAGCACAAACUUCCCAAAGCCGCCCUCAGCCAAUGAGCAGCCUCUCACCUGUCCACCUGUCCAGCAUGCCCCGCCCACCGCCACGCCGGCUGCUUCCAAACCGGGGCCGACUCUGGUCAAGCAAAGCCAACAGAAAAGUCUGUCUGAGAAAAGCCGCAGCAAGAAGGGCAGAGAGGCCAAGUCGCGUGUGAAGAAGCUGAAGUACCACCAGUACGUCCCGCCGGACCAGAAGCAGGACGCCGGCGAGCCGCCCAUGGACUCGUCGUACGCCCGCCUGCUGCAGCAGCAGCAGCUCUUCCUGCAGCUGCAGAUCCUCAGUCAGCAGCAGCAGCAGCAGCAGCACUACAACUACCAGACCAUCCUGCCGGCGCCGCUCAAGCCGGCGGCGGAGAGUCAGAGCAGCGGCGUCGGCGCCCUCCCCGCCUCCAUCGUAGUGUCUCUGCCCACCGGCCCCCCGGCGCCGCCCGCGCUGCCACGACCCAACAACCUGCUGGCCAAUCGCAAGCCAGGAGUCCUGCCAGCCAACCUGGACGAGAUGAAGGUGGCAGAGCUGAAGCUGGAGCUGAAGCUGCGCGGUCUGCCGGUUUCCGGAACCAAAACGGACCUGAUAGAGAGACUGAAGCCGUUCCAGGAAAACUCCUCCCUGCUGGCUCCGCCCAGCGUUCCCACCUCCACCGCCGCCUCCUCCGUGCCCAUGGAGGUCUCUUCCUCCUCCUCCUCCGCCACCGCGCCUGCUGUCGUUCUUCCAGUCCAGCAGGCGGCGCCGGAGAGGAUGUGCUCCACCCCGCCUAACUCGCCGAUCCCCUCGGACCCGGCCGCUCUGCAGCCGGACGUCAGCAUGUCUGAGGCCGAAGCCCAGCCGGGUUCUGGUUCCGGUUCGCCCCGGCCGGAGGAGCGGGACCGGCGGCUGCAUGAGAAGCAGCGGCAGAUUGAGGAUCUGAUGAGGAAGCUGGAGCAGGAGCAGCGGCUGGUGGAGGAGCUCAAGAUGCAGCUGGAGGUGGAGAAGAGGGGCCAGGCCGACCCGGUUCUGAGCUCCAGCGCCGUGAAGAUGGAGGGCCCGGUUCUGUCCAGCUGCUCCUCCGGCGCCGCUGUCCUGAGGCCCCAGGUGGUGAAGCUGGAGGACGUGACGUUGUCGGCCGGGAAGCCGCUGCAGCUCCAGACCCAAACCCAGAUCAUCGCUCAAAUCCAGAACCGGACCGUCCCCCCGCCGGUGCCCCAGGGCCAGCCCACGGCCCCUGGCCUGCAGCAGUUCUUCAUCAGCCACCCUGCCGGGGUCCUGGGUCAGCCGCAGGCGCUGCUGACCGCAACGGGCCAGACCACAACCCAGAUCUUUGUCCCGGUCUCGCUACCGAACAGCGGCGCCAUCCAGCUACCGAACAGCGGCGCCAUCAGUCUGCAGCCGGUCCUCCCGGUGCCGUCCUCCGGUCCGGGUCUGGUCCAGAACCCUCUUCCUCAGCUGCAGAGCGCCAACAUGGAGGUCUCAGCCAAUCAGCAGCCGCCGCUGCUGCAGACUCUGACGCUGUGCAGCGGCCCGGCCGCUCUGGGGAACCAGAACCGGACCGAGCCCAACCCUGAGCGCUUCCUGCAGCGUUCUCCAGAGAGCAGAGUGUCUCCCCACACGUCCCCCAACCACCAGGCGGCCAACGGCCCACUGAGCAAGCAGACCUUCGUCCUGCAGCCGACCAGGGAGCCGCCCCGCUACGAAGACGCCGUGAAGCAGAGCCGCAGCCUGCAGGCCGCCGGCCAGGUUCCCACGGCAACCAGCCAGCACAUGGAUGAUUUGUUCGACAUCCUGGUGGAGAGUGGAGAAAUCCCUCCCUUCCUGCCUCAGGACGCCGCCGGCGCUCUGACUAAGACUCACCCGGUGACGGCGAGCAUCACUACGCUUCCUGUGGGCUCAGCGCUGUCCCGCUCGCCGCCUCGGGUCCAGCUGGGCCCGCCAGUUCUGGACCCACCGGGUCUGGACGGCCAGCUGGAGGCCUUCUUGGAGCGGACGCUGGCGGAGACGGCACCGGCGUCGGACCCGCGGACCCGGGGCUUGAUGGAGGAGCUGCGGAGCCAACUGGCCGACCCGUUCGUUCCCAUGGAUACCACGGACCUGUCCUUCUCCGACCCGGCCGGGUCGGCGCUGAGCCUGGCGCUGUUCGACCCGAACCUGGACGGCAUGGAAUGGCUGGAGGGCCCCGCCCCUCCGGGGCCCGCCGGGUUCCCUGCCGAGUUCCUGGAGCCGCACGACAUGCAGCUGCACUUUGACUGACCCGACCAGAACCGCCGACCCAAACGGGCUUCAACUUCCUGAAGUCAGGAUCCUACUGGAACCGAAUGAAGACGAGGAGGAAGGUUCCUGUAAAUACGGUUUGGACCCGGACAGAGCCACCGGGUUCUUCUGGGUUCUCCAACCCGGUCCGGUUCAGUUUGGUCCCAUCAGAACCGCCCGUCUCCUCUCGUCCGUCUGGAUCAGAACUAUGCACUAAAGAAGCGCCGCUUCCCCUCAGAACAAACCAAUGUGAACGCCGCCUGGUUGCCAUGGAGACACAGCGGUCCGCUCGCCAACUGAAUGUAGUUCUAAAGACGCCGACCCGAAAACGGCAGCUUCUUCCUCCUGAUGAGAAACCAGAGACUGAGAAGGUUCUGGUGACCCGGUUUGCUUCGUUGCGAGACGACCAACAGAAAGUCAAAGCUACGGUGGCCUGUAAGGUGAUUUUCUGCCAAAGUAUUCACACCCUGUGCAGCUGCAGUCGGUUUCUCUCAUAUCAAAGUUGUAGAUGAAAAAGUUGUUCCAGAUCAGAUGUGAGCAGGUUCUGACCUCCGUGGCAUGAUGCUGCCACCGCCGUGUCUCCAACGGCUCCGAUUAUUACAGCAGCUCAAAGAUUUCAGUCUGUUUAAAAAGUCAAGAUCAAGUGAAACAGAAAGUUUUUAUUUUUCUGGUGGAAAAAUAAAAUAAUUAUGAGGGAAAAAAUCAUGAAACCAUAAUAAAGGGAAGCAUAAAAAGAAAUGACAAUAUGAUCAAUUGUUUUUCUAUCAAGCAUUUCUGUAAGUGUUUCAUAUGAAUUAGAGGAAAUAUAAAAUCAAAAAAACAAAAAAUGUAAAAGCUUAAAACUACAUUUUUUUCCGUGUUUAAUAAGAAUCCAUAAUUUCUAAACUAGUCUUGUUCUGAUAAAACUAAAUGUUUUUUCUCCAUGUUUGAUUCUAACUUUGUAAACUACCAGGAGUUUCUCUACGUCUGGCUCCGAUGUUAAAAGUAUCAAACUAAAUGUUGGUCUAAAGUAAUAAUUACUCCACCGUUUCUAAAAGUAAUGAACUAAACAGACAGAAACGACAGGAAAACCAUUCAGCCAUGAGGCAGAGAAAGGCAGAGAGGUCAGAGUUGAUCUGUGUCCAAACACAGAGGGUCAGAGAGAAGGUCCAGGAACCCAGCGACCCAGGAAAUGCUUUAGUCCGAGUAGAUUUUAUAUUUCUGCCCUACAGUCCCACCGGUGCUCCUCUCUUCACUCCAAUCAUCCAGAUUAUUGUGGUCGUUCCUGCCGGACCGAAACUGGUAACUUCUCCAAGAUGGAGUCCGUCCCACUGGGCUGCAAAAUCCCAUCCGGCCUGCGUCUGUCGGUCUGAGUGUCGGCCGGUCGGCCAGGAAUCCUCCAGCUCCAAACAGCAGAAACCCCAUCAUGAGUCCAGGCCUGUUCCUGCAGGACAAGCAGGCAGCACAAAAAUCUAUCAAUUGCAUUGAAAGACCAGUUGACCAGAUUAAUAAUCUGUAGAUUAUGGGUAUGUUGGAAGAAAGGCUUAAAAAGCAGAGCGAAGGCAGGUUGGGAGGCGGCAGAGGGAAAACGACUUGUUGGUUUUUAGUCAAAUGCUUGAUGGAAAAACAACGAAGGAAACUUUGCACACACACACACUCACACACUCACACACACACACACACACUCUCUUUAGGAAAAUUAAAAUGUUCCAUGAGGUAAAACAACCAAACAAAACUUGACAUUUUGAAUCUAUUGUUAAGGAACUUAUUAGAAAACAUAUCAACUCAUUUUAUCGUUUUAACAAACAAAUGAUCCUGUGAACAAACUACUGUAGUUAAUGGUUGUACCGUGACAGCUGAAGUAGUUUGAAUACUUUUGCGUGUGUGUGUGUGUGUGUGUGUGUGUGUGUGUGUGUGUGUGUGUGUGUGUGUGUGUGUGUGUGUGUGAGGGAAGCAUGUUACCGUUAGGAGCAGCCCUGUUCCUCUGCAUGUCCGUCUCUCUCUCUCUCUGCAUGUUUUGGGUCCAGCUAACAGAACCACCGGGUUGCCAUGUUGGGUCACCGGGUUGCCAUGUUGGGUCGGCCUCUCCAUGUUUCCAUUUCCUCACCUGAAUGUUGAGCUGCAGGUAAAUUUGCUGAUUGACGCGGUUUUUCCUGCAGUUCUGUAGACGAACACUAGAGGGCGACCGUCUGCUGUAACCUGAUUGGUCGGUUUCCUCCUCUUCAUCACCUUGCUGUGGUUUUAUUCCAAACUCAUCGAGCAGCUGUUUAGUUCUUUCUCUCCUCUGAUUGGUUGGAUGACUCUGAGGACUUCCUGUUAAUCUUUCUGCUGUUUACUUCAGGGUGUCCAAAGUGCGGCUCGGGGGCCACUUGUGGCCCUUGGAACCUUUAAUCAGCGGUCAGUAGUCCAGAUUUUAAACAGAUUUAAAAUAAAGUUUCACAAACACACGGACAAUAUAAGAUAUUAAAAUGGAAAAACUGCAACACAAGUUUUUGCUUUAAAUUUAAUUUGUACAAUCACUUUCACUAAACUAGACUUUUCAAAAUAAAGCAAAAGUGAGCCAUAAAGAGACAAACGAUGUAGAAAAACAUGAUCAACCUGAAAAAAAUUGAAUACAAUUUUUUAAAUUUGAUUUCUUUUUAAAUCUGGCAGACCUGCAAAAACUUUGUUUUAAAUCUACAGUAAUUUAUCACUUGCUUGAAAUGUGACGGCUGUCACGUUUAGAUUCAGGCAAAAAUAAAAACAUGAAAGUUUUUGCAAAAACACUCAAAUGUUUGUGACACCUGGAGACAUUUUUGGCCCCCGCACCAUAAGUUUGGACACCCGGUUGACUUCCUGCGGACCAGGCGAUCCGCAGCAGGCGAGGACGACUCAAUCAAUAACAGCUGCUCCGCCACUUCCUGCCGUCUUCUUCUGAGGCAGAAAUGCGGUUUCAUAUCUGAGCGGAUCAGCUGAUGUCGGCCAUCUUGACCUCCACUGCCCAUGCCACGCCUCCUGUUGGAAUGCCAUAUGUUUUGCACAUUGUGUACAUAUUUCUAUAGAUGUAAUGCAUAUUUUUAUACAUGUGUACCAUCCAUGGGCUCGUUAUUUUGUAAAUACGCUGAGAGAUGUGUAUAAAUGAGUACAGUAUGCUCUUAUGUGUUAAUAAAAGUGAGUUUACUGAG
This is a messenger RNA of Xiphophorus maculatus (southern platyfish), 6357 nucleotides long. It is a transcript of the gene mrtfba, whose product is annotated as MKL1/myocardin like 2. The coding region runs from base 245 to 3214 and encodes 989 amino acids. Gene Ontology annotation, biological process: smooth muscle cell differentiation. The transcript is spliced from 16 exons. NCBI's taxonomy places the organism in Eukaryota, Metazoa, Chordata, Actinopteri, Cyprinodontiformes, Poeciliidae. The record is from RefSeq and is a predicted model, not a curated record.